This is a messenger RNA of Neocloeon triangulifer, 839 nucleotides long. RefSeq lists its product as uncharacterized. The record is from RefSeq and is a predicted model, not a curated record. Bases 14 to 700 code for a protein of 228 amino acids. The transcript has 2 exons. Lineage: Eukaryota; Metazoa; Arthropoda; Insecta; Ephemeroptera; Baetidae.
AUUUUGAUGACGUAUGUAUACAAAUUUACAGAACAACAAAAGGUACAUAGCCAAAUCUGGUGAAAUCCGAUUCUCUUCGAUCCUGUCCUGUUCCUUUGUGAUCACAAUGUCGACUGUGAAUUUGAAAAGGAGGAUCAAGGCCGUCAAAUGGUCUCACAUCAGCGAGUUCACGGAGCAACGAAUUUUUGACGAAUUCAUCCUGGGUAAUCGAGUGCGCUUGAGCCAAAACCUUCACGACACUCUUACAUCAAAAAUGGCCACCCUGGGCAUCAAUGAACUUCAGGACGUCGUCUUGAAACUGAUAGCCCCAAAUGGACAAACCACUUUUGUUGGUGUCCUGGACUUUGUUCCAAACAGGGGCAACAACACUGUUUUCUGCCCUGAUUGGCUCCUUGUGGAGAAUCUGAAAAUUUACAACCUCACCUUAGUGAACAUGAGCAUCAUGAAGGCCCAGCCCCACAUUGCCUCCAUUCUUCGCUUCGAGUCCAACUUUAGUGACUCUGCGGAUAACAGGGCUACCCUUUAUGACAGAGUGAAACACCUGACCCUCAUCGCUGAGGGUGACACCCUACUAGCAGAUAUUUCUGGUCGAGACGCACAGUUUGUGCUGAAAAGGUGUUUGCCUCGUAAGAAAGUUCUCCGCUUAACCUUGAAUAACGGAGAACCCAAUUUCGUGGUCAAGAUCAACCAGGCAGGUUGACCUUUUCAUGACUAUAUCCCCAACAUUGACUUGUCCUCAAUCUGUAAUUAAAGAAUUUUUAUUGAUUCACAGCUCACACAGCGCUUAAAUACAAGAAUAUGGAUUUUUUUUAAAAUAAAACAAUAGAAAUAAAAUUUAA